Molecule: messenger RNA, 2205 nt
Organism: Gadus chalcogrammus (walleye pollock)
Lineage: Eukaryota; Metazoa; Chordata; Actinopteri; Gadiformes; Gadidae
Product: insulin-like growth factor 2 mRNA-binding protein 1
Exons: 15
Coding region: 374-2203 (609 amino acids)
Biological process (GO): nervous system development; regulation of gene expression
Cellular component (GO): cytoplasm; cytosol; nucleus
Molecular function (GO): mRNA 3'-UTR binding
Source: RefSeq, a predicted model, not a curated record
CAUCAUCAAACCCACCCCCAGUCCAACCCACCUUCUCCACCGUGCGUUAGAUAGGCUAGUAGGCUGCUGCUCUCUAUUCGUUCAACGGGCCGACUGCAAAUCAAAGGAUUUUGAUUUCAACUACAGCUCCACAUAUUUUACUGGAUCAUUUGAACGUUUCCGCUCCCCCCCCCCCUCGAUAGUCCGUUUUGAUUUGUUUUGUAUUCGAGGAUCUUUCAGUUGUUGUUUUUUAGGUCUUGCCUGUGUGGACACAACUAGUGUGAUAUCCAGAUAGAGUCAGAUCUCCAACAAAGUCCCACUCCUCUGUUACUUUAUAGGCAUAUUUUCCGUUAGACCGUUCGGCCCAUUUGGACUUACAAAUACAUCAGCCAAAAUGAACAAGCUAUACAUUGGAAAUCUGAACGAUAAAGUGACUGUCGAAGAAUUGGUUAAACUCUUUGAAGAUUACAAUCUCGUAUACGUCGGGGAAUUUCUGCUGAAAACCGGCUAUGCAUUUGUGGAUUGUCCGGACGAUCAAUGGGCUAUGAAGGCUAUCGAGGCGUUUUCUGGUAAAGUGGAACUUCAUGGGAAACGUAUCGAGGUCGAGCACUCCGUCCCCAAGAAGCAAAGGACCAGGAAGUUGCAGUUCAGAAACAUCCCCCCUCACCUGCAGUGGGAGGUGUUAGAUGGUCUGCUGGCGCAGCAUGGCACCGUGGAGAACUGUGAACAAGUGAACACAGACAGCGAGACGGCCGUGGUCAACGUUACAUACGGAACCCGGGAACAUGCCAGGCAAGCCAUUCAGAAGCUCAAUGGCUACCAGUUUGAGAACAACGCCCUGCACGUCUCCUACAUCCCCGACGAGACCUCCGAGGCGGAGGGCGGCCCGCGGGGGCCAGACAACGGCCGGCGCCCCGGCUACGGCCCCCGCGGCGGGCACCGCGGCGGCGGCUCCCCAGGCUCCGGGAUGCCCCCCAAGCACCAGCACACCGACAUCCCCCUGAGGCUCCUGGUGCCCACGCAGUACGUCGGGGCCAUCAUCGGCAAGGAGGGGGCCACCAUCCGCAACAUCACCAAGCAGACGCAGAGCAAGAUCGACGUGCACCGCAAGGAGAACGCAGGGGCGGCGGAGAAGCCCAUCAGCAUCCACUCCACCCCUGAGGGCUGCUCCGCCGCGUGCCGCAUGAUCCUGGACAUCAUGCAACAGGAGGCCAAAGACACCAAGACCGCCGAUGAAGUACCGCUGAAGAUCCUGGCUCACAACAACUUUGUGGGACGUCUCAUCGGGAAGGAGGGGCGCAACCUGAAGAAGGUGGAGCAGGACACCGACACAAAGAUCACCAUCUCCCCGCUCCAGGACCUGACCCUGUACAACCCAGAGAGGACCAUAACGGUGAAGGGCCCCAUCGAGGCCUGCUGCCUGGCCGAGGCCGAGGUCAUGAAGAAGGUCAGGGAGGCCUACGACAACGACAUCGCCGCCAUGAAUCAACAGACUCAUCUGAUUCCAGGCCUGAACCUUGGGGCCCUGGGCCUGUUCCCGCCCUCCGGCUCCAUGCCCCCUCCCCCGCCCGGCAACUCCUCCUCUUGCGCCCCCUACGGAUCCUUUGGGACUCAGGAGCAGGAGACGGUCCAUGUGUACAUCCCUGCCCAGGCGGUUGGAGCCAUCAUCGGCAAGAAGGGACAGCACAUCAAACAGCUGAGCCGCUUCGCUGGGGCGUCCAUCAAGAUCGCCCAGGCUGAGGCUCCUGAUGCUAAGAUGAGGCAGGUGAUCGUGACAGGCCCACCUGAGGCCCAGUUUAAGGCUCAGGGCAGGAUCUACGGCAAGCUGAAGGAGGAGAACUUCUUUGGGCCGAAGGAGGAGGUGAAGCUGGAGACCCACAUCAAGGUGGCAGCGGCGGCGGCAGGGAGAGUCAUCGGCAAGGGAGGCAAGACGGUGAACGAGCUUCAGAACCUAACAGCAGCCGAGGUGGUGGUCCCGAGGGAGCAGACCCCAGAUGAGAAUGAUCAGGUCAUCGUCAAGAUCAUCGGACACUUCUACGCCAGCCAGCUGGCCCAGAGGAAGAUCCGUGACAUCCUGACCCAGGUGAGGCAGCAGCAGAAGGGGGGGAUGGGUGGGCGGGCCAGCCCCCACCCCCAGGGCCUCUCAGAAAUGGGCGGGGCCCCGGCCCCUGCCCCGGCCCAGGCCCCGGCCCCACAGGGACAGUCCCAGGAGCGCAAGAAGUGAGC